CUUGAACUCACGGAUGGCGAGACCGUGACCUGAGCUGACGUCAGAAGCCUAACCGACUGAGCCACCCAGGCCCCGUACAAGUAUCUCCCUCUUACCACUGCCCGUUAAUGCCUCCAUCUCCUCCAUAAGCCAAUUUCUGUGCUACCCCAGUACUCCCUCAUUUACGCUCUGACCGGGUCUGCAGGCGCCUCCUGGAACAAGACGAAGUUUUUUCUUUGAUCCCGCUGCCCCACCCCACCCCCUGCCUCCUUCCUAUCACAGUUCUAUCCUUCCUCCAACUUUUUCCUCUCCAGCUCUACCCGACCCCGCCCAGGCUGGCCGGCCGUUCUCGGUCACCCUCCUCGCUUCCCCGCGGACCGCGUCCCACCAUGGCCCCCUGAGCCUCCAAGGAGGGGGCUCAGGGGGCCCGAUGGCCGCCCGCCCCCCGUGGCCCCACAGCCCCCGCGGGCCAGGGGGAGGGCCUCGGAGGCCCCAGUGCCGAGGAUGGGCAACCGCUCGUGGGAGGGCUGCCACGUGGACUCCCGCGUGGACCACCUCUUCCCGCCGUCCCUCUACAUCUUCGUCAUCGGGCUGGGGCUGCCCACCAACUGCCUGGCGCUGUGGGCGGCCUACCGGCAGGUGCGGCAGCGCAACGAGCUGGGCGUGUACCUGAUGAACCUGAGCAUCGCCGACCUGCUGUACAUCUGCACGCUGCCGCUCUGGGUCGACUACUUCCUACACCAUGACAACUGGAUCCACGGCCCCGGCUCCUGCAAGCUCUUCGGGUUCAUCUUCUACACCAACAUCUACAUCAGCAUCGCCUUCCUGUGCUGCAUCUCCGUGGACCGGUACCUGGCCGUGGCCCACCCGCUGCGCUUCGCCCGCCUGCGCCGCGUCAAGACGGCCGUGGCCGUGAGCUCCGUGGUCUGGGCCACGGAGCUGGGUGCCAACUCGGCGCCGCUCUUCCACGACGAGCUCUUCCGGGACCGCUACAACCACACCUUCUGCUUCGAGAAGUUCCCCAUGGAGGGCUGGGUGGCCUGGAUGAACCUUUACAGGGUGUUUGUGGGCUUUCUCUUCCCGUGGGCCCUCAUGCUGCUGUCCUACCGCGGCAUCCUGCGGGCCGUGCGGAGCAGCGUGUCCACCGAGCGCCAGGAGAAGGCCAAGAUCAAGCGGCUGGCCCUCAGCCUCAUCGCCAUCGUGCUGGUCUGCUUCGCGCCCUACCACGUGCUCCUGCUGUCGCGCAGCGCCGUCUACCUGGGCCGCCCGUGGGACUGCGGCUUCGAGGAGCGUAUCUUCUCCGCCUAUCACAGCUCGCUGGCCUUCACCAGCCUCAACUGUGUGGCCGACCCCAUCCUCUACUGCCUCGUCAACGAGGGGGCCCGCGGCGACGUGACCAAGGCCCUGCACAAUCUAGUCCGCUUCCUGGCCAGCGACAAGCCGCAGGAGAUGGCCAACGCCUCGCUCACCCUGGAGACCCCGCUCACUUCCAAGAGGAACAGCGUGGCCAAGGCCAUGGCAGCUGGCUGGGCGGCAGCCCCACCCUCGCAGGCGGACCAGGUGCAGCUGAAGAUGCUGCCGCCAGCGCAGUGAACCCUCCAGCUGGCGCAGAACCCCCCUCUGUCCCCCAUUCCCACCCCUCAGGUCUUACCCCCCACUCCCUUCCCUCCUGGUCUGAUGGAUGCAAAGUGUAUGUAAAUAAGGCUGUGUUAAUACUCAUGAGAGUAUAAGAAAAUAGGAGAACGGUGA
Molecule: messenger RNA, 1728 nt
Organism: Suricata suricatta (meerkat)
Lineage: Eukaryota; Metazoa; Chordata; Mammalia; Carnivora; Herpestidae
Gene: GPR4
Product: G protein-coupled receptor 4
Exons: 1
Coding region: 484-1572 (362 amino acids)
Biological process (GO): G protein-coupled receptor signaling pathway
Cellular component (GO): membrane
Molecular function (GO): G protein-coupled receptor activity
Source: RefSeq, a predicted model, not a curated record